Messenger RNA from Anarrhichthys ocellatus (wolf-eel), 2380 nucleotides. RefSeq names its product diphthamide biosynthesis 2 (gene dph2). The record is from RefSeq and is a predicted model, not a curated record. The transcript is spliced from 7 exons. The coding region runs from base 117 to 1601 and encodes 494 amino acids. NCBI's taxonomy places the organism in Eukaryota, Metazoa, Chordata, Actinopteri, Perciformes, Anarhichadidae. Gene Ontology annotation, biological process: protein histidyl modification to diphthamide. Gene Ontology annotation, molecular function: 2-(3-amino-3-carboxypropyl)histidine synthase activity.
UAAUGAAAAAUGUGUUCCCCACUGCUGACACGUGUGUAGAUGUCAAAGACGCGCUCAUCCGUCAACAAAUACCCACAUGACAUUCAAUUGCACUGCUGCGUGUUUCCUAUGCAACAAUGGCUGACGCGUUUAGCAGCAGCUCGGAAACCGUAAUCCAGCGUGUGGUAGACGUCACAGUGAAGACAAAUACGCCUCUGGAGAAACUUGAAGAGUUGUAUCAGAUUAAGGAGACGUGCGACUUCAUCAGUGAGCAUCAGUUUGAAAAAGUUGCGCUGCAGUUCCCUGAUGAGCUGCUGGUGGAUUCAGUUGCAGUAGCAGUGGAGAUUGAGAGAAACAGUAACGCCAAGCCGUUCAUUUUGGGAGAUACAUCCUAUGGCAGCUGCUGUGUGGACGAGGUGGCUGCGGAACACGUUGGAGCCGACUGCAUCGUGCACUACGGCAGCUCCUGCCUCAGCCCGUCUAAGAGGCUGCCGCUGAUGUACGUCUUUGAGCGAAGACCGGUGGAUCUUGAGAAGUGCACCUCUGCCUUCAGAGAACUCCACCCUGACACCCAGAGUCACAUCGUCAUCCUCUAUGAUGUCAACUAUGUUCAUGCUAUAAAUGAACUUAUGACGCUCCUGUUGCCAGAGUAUCCAAACAUUGUCGUUUCAGAACUAGUUGUCGAAGGGGAGCAGUGUUACAGUCACUGCCAGAUUAAAAGACAACACGACGACACCCGCCUGUCAGAGCGAGACAACAGCCAGGUUGUUUAUCAGUUUGGAAGGCGGUUCACCUUGAAAGGUGGUUCAGGCAUCACGGAUUACAGUAUGUUCUAUGUCGGCCAGGAGGGAGCAACGCUGAGAAACUUCAUGAUGACGUGGAAUCGCUGCUCAUUUACUUCUUUUGACCCCGUAAAAAUGACGGGCAGGACUGAGUCAGUGAGUGUCAACCGUGCUCUGAUGAAGCGAUAUUACGCUAUAGAAAGGGCCAAAGAUGCUCAUGUGGUUGGCAUCCUCGUUGGCACACUCGGGGUGGCCGACUACCUCAGCAUCAUCCAGCAGUUGAAGGAGACCAUCAAAGGAGCUGGCAAGAAGAGCUAUGUGUUCGCCAUGGGGAAACUGAACGUGCCCAAACUAGCAAACUUUCUUGAAAUUGACAUUUUUGUUUUAAUUGCGUGUCCCGAGAACUCACUGCUGGACUCCAGUGAGUUCUAUAAACCUGUAGUAACGCCGUUUGAGAUGGAGGUGGCCUGCAACAAGAAGAGGGAGUGGUCAGAGGAAUACGUCACGGACUUUCGACAUCUCCUGCCAGGUGGACAGAGCCAUGUGCCUCUGUCCGAUCACCAGGAGGAGGACGAUGAGACGGACGUGUCUUUAAUCACAGGAGCUCUGCGAAGCCACAAUCUGCUGAGCAGUGAGCCUGCAGUGUCUUCAUUCGGCUCCUCCGUAGUCCUCAGGAACCAGACGCUGACUGUAGCCAACACCAACUCAGCUGCGUCUUUUCUGGCAGAACGAAGCUGGCGUGGCUUAGAGGAGAAGUUGGGAGAGACACCUGUGGUGAAGGCAGUAGAGGGCAGGAGAGGAAUAGCUAUUGCCUAUGAAGAGGAAGGAACGUCUCCGUGACGCACACGAGGACUCUAAGAUUAUUUAAUCAUGCCUGCAGAUAUUAAAUGUGGAUUGUUUUUUUUAAUUAGGAAGCUGAAAGCUGUAAGUAAUAAGUUUUCAUAAAACCAAUAUCAGAUAUCACUAUUUUUCAUCUCAUUACUUUCUGAAUCACAGAAUGAAACCUAUGAUUGCAACAUUUCACACUUGUCCAAAUGUAUUCAUUGUGAAAAAGGGAUUUAAUUUAAUGAAAGUGUUCAAAAGUUGCAUUAAUGAACAAUAUGUGGACCCCGAUUAUUCAAAUGUAGUUGGUUAUGAAAUGGUUUUGGUCGGGGGUUCCUGACCACUUUUCAGCUUUAGCCACUAAUUUAGCCACUGUAUUACCAGCUCUAGUAUCCGUUUGCAUGUAUUUAUAUUAAUGACUGGCCCUUGACAGGAACUUCUUCCACAAAGGAUGCAGGAAAUAUACCAGUGUUCCCAUUACAUUGCCCUUCCAACCAGUCCUGGUUAACUAUUAAAAAAAAAAAGAAAUAGAUUAAAAUCCUAUUUCUCAGACAAAUCACGGUAUUUUUUUUAAAUAUUUGGGAUCUAUAUGGCCAAAAAGAUAGGAGUCUCACCUCUGGAGAGUAAUGUGAUUGUAUCGCCUUGAUGAAAGUUGAGAUCCUCCGGGUUUGGCGACUCAUAGGAAUGAAGUGCCACCAAGGAAACCUCGCUCUGUGGAUUUCCAUCAGUUUGCUGAAAACACAAAUUGCAUAUACAGUGGGUACGGAAAGUAUUCAGGCCCCUUUAAAUUUUUCACU